CUUCCUCCGACUGCAAACACGCGCAGCCCUUUCCCCCCACCGAACAACGACGCCGCCGACAUGCCGCAGAACGAUUAUAUCGACUUACACCGCAAGAGGUAUGGUUAUCGCUUGGAUUACCACGAGAGAAAGAGAAAGAAGGAAAGCCGGGAGGCUCACGAACGCUCAAAGAAGGCAAAGAAAAUGAUCGGUCUGAAGGCCAAACUCUACCACAAACAACGGCAUGCUGAGAAGAUACAGAUGAAAAAGACAAUCAAGAUGCAUGAGAAGAGAAACACCAAACGAAAGAACGAUGAGAAAACGCCACAAGGAGCAGUACCUGCGUAUCUGCUGGACAGAGAGGGCCAGUCCCGAGCUAAAGUCCUCUCCAACAUGAUUAAACAGAAACGGAAAGAAAAAGCUGGUAAAUGGGAAGUCCCGUUACCAAAAGUCCGGGCACAGGGAGAAACAGAAGUCUUAAAGGUUAUUCGUACAGGAAAGAGAAAGAAGAAGGCUUGGAAGAGAAUGGUCACAAAAGUCUGUUUUGUUGGGGAUGGCUUUACUCGAAAACCACCUAAAUAUGAACGAUUCAUCAGACCAAUGGGUUUACGCUUCAAAAAGGCUCAUGUGACACAUCCUGAGCUUAAAGCCACUUUCUGCCUACCUAUACUUGGUGUAAAGAAGAAUCCCUCUUCCCCUCUCUACACAACUUUGGGUGUAAUCACCAAAGGUACCGUCAUUGAGGUCAACGUGAGUGAACUGGGUCUUGUGACGCAAGGAGGCAAAGUCAUCUGGGGGAAAUAUGCUCAGGUUACCAACAAUCCAGAAAAUGAUGGCUGCAUCAAUGCUGUGUUACUUGUUUAAUAUAACUUCAGCGAAGUAUUGUUUUCAGAGAAUCUACAACACGCCAAGAAAGUCCCCUGAAAAACUGUACUAUUCCAUCGGAGGAACAAAUUAAAAAGGGACCUGCAUUUACAA
Messenger RNA from Tachyglossus aculeatus (Australian echidna), 957 nucleotides. It is a transcript of the gene NSA2, whose product is annotated as NSA2 ribosome biogenesis factor. The record is from RefSeq and is a predicted model, not a curated record. Gene Ontology annotation, biological process: maturation of LSU-rRNA; maturation of 5.8S rRNA. Bases 61 to 843 code for a protein of 260 amino acids. Lineage: Eukaryota; Metazoa; Chordata; Mammalia; Monotremata; Tachyglossidae. Gene Ontology annotation, cellular component: nucleolus; preribosome, large subunit precursor. The transcript is spliced from 6 exons.